Ustilaginoidea virens is the source of this 1176-nucleotide messenger RNA. RefSeq lists its product as uncharacterized. Lineage: Eukaryota; Fungi; Ascomycota; Sordariomycetes; Hypocreales; Clavicipitaceae. The transcript is spliced from 4 exons. Gene Ontology annotation, cellular component: proteasome regulatory particle, base subcomplex; cytosolic proteasome complex. The record is from RefSeq and is a predicted model, not a curated record. Gene Ontology annotation, molecular function: proteasome-activating activity; ATP hydrolysis activity; ATP binding. The coding region runs from base 1 to 1176 and encodes 391 amino acids. Gene Ontology annotation, biological process: positive regulation of RNA polymerase II transcription preinitiation complex assembly.
AUGACACCAGAAGAAGAGCGUCAAGCCGCCCUUGAUUCCUACCGAAAUAAGCUCAUCGAGUCGCGAGAAUGGGAGGCCAAGCUGAAGAAUCUUCGUCUAGAGAUAAAAGAGCUUCAAAAAGAGUUUGACAGAACAGAGGAUAACAUAAAAGCUCUGCAGAGCGUUGGACAAAUCAUUGGCGAGGUCUUGAAGCAGCUUGAUGACGAGAGAUUUAUCGUCAAGGCUUCAUCGGGUCCUCGAUAUGUCGUCGGUUGCAGGUCCAAGGUGGACAAGGAAAAAUUGAAGCAGGGUACUCGCGUUGCUCUCGACAUGACGACCCUUACAAUCAUGCGCAUGCUUCCCCGGGAAGUCGAUCCUCUUGUAUAUAACAUGUCGCUAGAAGACCCCGGCCAAGUUAGUUUCGCUGGCAUCGGUGGUUUGAACGACCAGAUUCGAGAGCUGAGAGAAGUUAUUGAGUUGCCGUUGAAGAAUCCUGAGCUGUUCAUGCGAGUCGGCAUUAAGCCUCCAAAAGGCGUGCUGUUAUACGGACCGCCUGGAACUGGCAAGACUCUUCUGGCCAGAGCAGUAGCGAGUAGUCUGGAGACCAAUUUCCUAAAAGUUGUCUCAUCGGCCAUUGUGGAUAAGUACAUUGGUGAAUCUGCACGGCUCAUCCGCGAAAUGUUCGGCUACGCCAAAGAACACGAACCCUGCAUCAUUUUCAUGGACGAAAUUGAUGCUAUUGGUGGCCGUCGAUUUUCCGAGGGUACCAGUGCCGACCGAGAAAUCCAGCGUACUCUGAUGGAGCUUCUGAAUCAACUCGAUGGCUUUGAUUACCUGGGCAAGACGAAAAUCAUCAUGGCUACCAACAGACCCGAUACGCUGGACCCUGCCUUGCUGCGUGCGGGACGUCUGGAUCGUAAGAUUGAGAUACCUCUGCCCAACGAGGUUGGGCGGUUAGAGAUUCUCAAGAUCCACGCUCAAAGUGUAGUCACCGAUGGAGACAUUGAUUUUGAAAGCGUGGUCAAGAUGAGCGACGGACUGAAUGGGGCUGAUUUAAGAAACGUGGUGACUGAAGCCGGUUUGUUUGCCAUCAAAGACUAUAGAGAUUCAGUUAAUCAGGAUGACUUUAACAAGGCAGUUCGGAAGAUGUCUGAAGCCAAGAAAUUAGAAGGCAAGCUGGAGUACCAGAAGCUGUAA